Theobroma umbraticum is the source of this 945-nucleotide messenger RNA. The record is from RefSeq and is a predicted model, not a curated record. NCBI's taxonomy places the organism in Eukaryota, Viridiplantae, Streptophyta, Magnoliopsida, Malvales, Malvaceae.
ACGAAGGGGACGAGAGAAAUGAAAGAAGCCAAGGAAAUGGAGGGUGAGCUCAAGAACUUCAUCAGGUUAUGUGUUCUGACCAUGGCAUCUCUACUCUAUAGUUACUUCAUUGCAGCUAAGAUCCCCAAGGGUUUGCUAAGGCUCAUCUCCCUCCUCCCUGUCAUCAUCCUCCUAUCCAUCCUCCCCUUCGACCUCAACAGCUUUUACAUAGGUUUACCGACCUCGUUUUCCCUUGCUUGGCUUGCCAGCUUCAAGCUCCUCUUGUUUGCCUUCGAUCAGGGCCCUUUGUUACUACCAAAACACGAUCUCCUUCGUUUCAUCCUCAUGGCCUGUUUCCCUUUCAAGAUCAAACAAAACCCACCUCGAGAAACACCAUCUGAAGCCAAGACUAAACCCAUUUUGGAGGCUGCAACUAGAGCCACAGUGGUAUCGAUUGUGCUUUCUACUUGUGAAAACUAUAAACACUGCUUGAAUCACAAACACGUCUCGUUGAUCUAUAUUUUAGUCAUGUACCAUGGAGUACAACUUCUCUUUGCCUUGUCUGCAAUCCCUGCUCGACUCCUCCUCUAUGGCGUCGAACUCGAGCCACGGUUCAACGAACCGCUGGUUUCCACUUCACUACAAGAUUUUUGGGGCGACAGGUGGAACCUCAGGGUCUCAGACAUCCUACGUGAGACCGUAUACAACCCCGUACGUCGGGUCUCCAUCCGUAUCAUAGGACCUCGAUGGGCCUCGUUGCCUGGUGUUUUCCUGACUUUCUUCGUCUCCGGUUUGAUGCACGAACUGCUUGUCUACCACAUGUUUCGUCAGAGCUCGACCUGGGAAAUGACUUGAUUUUUUAUCCUGCAUAGGCCAAAUGGUUCCUGAUAGCUAGAAAUGCCAAAAUACUCAUGUCCCAUCAACUUUACACUUGUUGUUUGAGUUAAAAAUUUAACAAAUUAAGAG